CUCACCCUCCCAUUUCCUCACCACCUCUCUAGCUAGCUAUCUCUCUCUCUUGCUAGCUCCUCCAACCAUCUAUAUAUUCCUCACCUCACCCUCCCAUUUCCUCACCACCUCUCUAGCUAGCUAUCUCUCUCUCUCUCUCAAAAGGAAAAAAAAAUGGCACUUGUUGGACUUCUCUUCCUGGUGUUUCUCUCUUUGGGUUCGUGUGUUUAUGGAUAUGGUGGAGGUUGGAUUAAUGCCCAUGCCACUUUCUAUGGGGGUGGUGAUGCCUCUGGUACAAUGGGUGGGGCUUGUGGGUAUGGAAACCUAUACAGCCAGGGAUAUGGGAUAAACACAGCAGCUUUGAGCACAGCAAUGUUCAACAAUGGACUGAGCUGUGGGGCUUGUUUUGAGAUUAAGUGUGUGAAUGACCCAAAGUGGUGCCUACCUGGUUCAGUUGUGGUCACUGCUACAAACUUAUGCCCAGCAAACAUCAACCUCCCUAACAAUGAUGGGGGUUGGUGCAACCCUCCUCAGCACCAUUUUGAUCUCUCUCAGCCUAUCUUCGAAAAGAUUGCUCUAUACAGAGCUGGGAUUGUUCCUGUGGCUUACAGAAGGGUCCCUUGCCGAAAGAGAGGGGGUAUCAGAUUCACCAUUAACGGCAAAAGUAACUUCAACCUAGUCUUAAUCACCAAUGUUGGAGGUGCUGGUGAUGUUCAUGCUGUCUCUAUCAAAGGCUCAAGAACCAAUUGGCAACCAAUGUUCCGAAACUGGGGUCAGAAUUGGCAAAGCAAUAGUUACCUCAUUGGACAAGCUCUCUCUUUUAAGGUCACCACAAGUGAUGGUCGCACUGUGGUUUCUAACAAUGUUGUCCCUGCUGGUUGGUCCUUUGGCCAGACCUUUAGUGGUCUUCAAUUCCCAUGAAAAACUAUAAAAUGACAUUUAUAAGGAGUAGGUGAAAAAAAAAAAAAAAAAAAAAACCCAAGUUCUCAGCAUUUAGUAGUGUCUACAAAGUAUAGAAGAAGGAUGCUAAGUAUUGAAGUCAUUAGUGUAUGUUAGUUGUGGAUAUGCGCUAGAUUUGAGAUAUGGGGUACUCUGCUCUGCCCUUUUUUUUUUUUUUUGAAAAGGUAGGUAGAAAAUAUUGGCAGUGGUGGGCUUUUAAUUAAUUAACCAUCCGCUACUUUAAUUCUGAUCAGUGGUUUGGGUUGGUCUGGUCCAUUUUGCUAUAUAUGCCUCAUUGAAAAAGCAUUGUAUGCUUAUAUAUGAAGCACUGUAAUCAGCUUCUGUUGAUGCCUUGAACUUGAAGGUGUCCUUUUGUUAUAGUUUUGAGUCAUGAUGAUAUGGUAUUAUGUAAUGCACGGUUAUAUUGAAUAAAAAAGCCGUACGAGUUCUCUUUAAUAA
This is a messenger RNA of Quercus robur (English oak), 1377 nucleotides long. Its product is annotated as expansin-A1-like. The transcript is spliced from 4 exons. Gene Ontology annotation, cellular component: extracellular region. The coding region runs from base 154 to 900 and encodes 248 amino acids. The record is from RefSeq and is a predicted model, not a curated record. Lineage: Eukaryota; Viridiplantae; Streptophyta; Magnoliopsida; Fagales; Fagaceae. Gene Ontology annotation, biological process: plant-type cell wall organization.